This is a messenger RNA of Astrephomene gubernaculifera, 479 nucleotides long. NCBI's taxonomy places the organism in Eukaryota, Viridiplantae, Chlorophyta, Chlorophyceae, Chlamydomonadales, Astrephomenaceae. The record is from the annotation of a GenBank genome assembly.
ACUCCCGCAGCUGCACUGAGGAGCAACUCAAGCAGGUGGUGGAGCGGGUGGCUGCUGCCGAGGCCGGUGGCUCCAUCCCGCCCUGGCAGGAGCCGCCCGCGCCCGAGUCGCUGAUGGCAGAGCUGCCGGAGCCGCUGCCGGUGGAGGAGGCGGUGGUGGGGGAGAGGUACUUCCCGGCCCCCCUGGAUGUUACGGAGCUGACGCUGCGCAAUGGCAUGCGUGUGUGUUUCAAGAACACCGCCUUCAUGCGGGAUGAGGUGCACCUCACCGGCUUUGCAGUGGGGGGGCUCAGCGAGGUCCCCCGCGACUUCUUCCCCACCGCCUCCCUGUCCGGCACCCUGGCUGGGCACCUGGGGGUGUUCGGACACCGCCCCGACGUGCUGGGAGACAUCCUGGCGGGCAGGAGGGUGGACCUGGAGCUGGCGGAGGGUGCCUACUACCGCACUCUGCGCGGCCUGCAGAGCCCGCACGACCUGGAG